AUGUCACCUCCUAAUUUAAUUAAUGCUCAACAUCAUUCAGUUUAUAUUCCAAAUUAUCUUCAAGCAUUAGAUUAUCCAAAUGUUGAUGAAACACAAUCACCACACCAACAGCAAGAACAAUCUGAUUAUCGUUAUAACGAUGGUUUUGAUCCAUUUCAAUUUGAUUUUUUUCAAACAACAACACCAUCAAUUCAAUUUCUAUUUGAUACAUCAACAAUUCAUGAUGAUAUAAUUACUGAUGAUUCAAUAACAAAUUUAACAUCAACAAUAUUAACUUCUUCAGAUUCAACGAUUACAACAGAUAUCAUUUCUACAACAUUAAACUCAACAUUAUUAACAACUGAACAGAUGACAUCAAUACAAAACAGUACUUAUUCAUUCAUAUCAACAGAUACUAUUCUAUUCAAUAAUGAAACUUCUUCUUCAAAUGAAAUAAUUCCAUCAUCUACUGAUAACAAUACAUUAUUAUUAACGUUGAAUUAUUCAACAGACAAUGAAUCAAUAUCAACACACGAACAAAUUAAUGAAACAAUAGAAAAUAUUUUUAAUAAUACUUCUACGAUAGGAACAUUUGUAAAAAAUAAUAGUGAUUUAAUUAUUAAUUUAUUAAAUCGAACUUACUUUCAAGGUAAAAAUUUAGUUAAUCAUAAACAAUAUGAUAUUUAUAAUACAACUCCUGAAGAAGCAGCACGACAUUUAACUGAUAGAAAAACUAUGCAAUCACUGAUACAUUUACUUCCACCUAAUUUAUGGUCACAAUUACAAAAUAAUUUUUCAGCUAUUAAUUUUAAUCAAACUCAAUAUAUGCAACCAUCAUUACCUGAUCCUGUAAUACUCGCUGAAGCAGCAGCACAAGCCGGUUUACCUGGUCCAGGACCAUAUCCAAUACCUGAUCAUCUUUGGCAUCAAAAUCCAAAUAAUUAUCGAAACCCUUCACAAACUCUUAAUAAUAUUGCAAUAAGAAAGCCAGCAAUAACUUCUUCAACAACAACAUCGACAACGAAACUAUUACGAGCAUCGCCAUCAAAUGUAUUUUUUAAAUUAUCAAAUACACAAGCACCUUACCAAACAAAACCAAUAUCAACAAAAACAAGUACUAGUUUUCGACUAUUUCAUAAAUCGAAUGAAAUUCGAUCGGGAUCGUUUAUACCUAAUAAACACUUACCACCACCAUCACCACCACCACCACCACCACCAUCACCACCGUCUCCGUUACCAAAUGCUAAUAUUCAAUCAUUACUUGCACAAAUUGGUUUUACUUGUCCAUCAGGUGUAACUGGUAUUCGUUUUCCUGAUCAACGUUUAUGUAAUAUGUAUUUUACAUGUACACAAUCAGGUUUACCUGAACCAUCACUUUGUCCAGAAGGUUAUCUUUUCUCUGAAAUAUCUCGUGAUUGUGAACUUGCAUCACAUGUUAAUUGUGGAUCACGUUUAUCAGCUUUUUUCGAUGCUGAUAAUAAUAAUAAUCAUAAUAAUAAUAAUCAUAAUAAUAAUAAUCAUAAUAAUAAUAAUCAUAAUAAUCAUAAUAAUAAUAAUCAUAAUAAUCAUAAUAAUAAUAAUCAUAAUAAUAAUAUAAAUACUGACAGUAAAAUACUUUUUACCAUAAGAACAACGACCACGACCACGACCACGACCACGACCACGACCACGACCACAACCACAACAACAACAACGACGACGACGACUACAACUACUACUCGAAGAACAACCCCAUCAACUUCUUCAAUUCGAUUACAAGCUAAUAUAGUUAAUGGAACAUUAGAAUGUGUUUUGGGUGCUGAUGGUUAUUAUGAAGACCCAUUGUAUUGUAAUGUAUAUCAUCAUUGUCUGGCUGGUAUUGAUUAUAUUGAACAUUGUCCAAAUCAAUUAGCUUGGAAUGAAAAAAAGAAAAUGUGUGAUUGGACAACAAAUGUGAAUUGUACAGGUAAAACUAUGCCUGUUGUUCAAGGUAAAACAUCAUUUUGUACAAAUCGACAAGAUGGUCGUUACGGAUCUGAAACUUAUUGUAAUGCAUUUCAUCAUUGUAUUGGUGGUACUGAUCAUAUUGUACGAUGUACUGGUGAAUUACAAUGGGAUGAUAGAAAAAAAGAAUGUGGUUGGGAAUCAUCUGUUCGUUGUGGUCCACCAAAAAAGAUGUUACCUAAUGAAAAUAAAUUUAAUUCAACAUUUUGUACAGGAAAAACAGAUGGAUCAUAUCCACAUGAAGAAUAUUGCAAUGUUUAUCACGUAUGUGAAUCAGGUGCCGAUAAUAUGCGUCAAUGUCCACAUCAAUUAUUUUGGGAUAAUGAACAACAAAAAUGUGAAUGGUCAAAUAAUGUUCGUUGUACAGGACGUACACUUGUUGCUCUUUCAAUGGAAUCAAGUUUAUUUUGUAUGGAGAAAACCGAUGGAUUUUAUAUCGAUCCAAUUUAUUGCAAUGUUUAUCAUCAAUGUAUGGCUGAUAUUGAUGUUAAAUUACGUUGUCCGGAACGUUUAGUAUUUAAUGAAACAUUAAAACGUUGUGAUUGGCCGGAAUCAACAAUUUGUAAAGGUGGAAAUAUAUUACUUGAAGGAGAAGAUAAUAAUGGAUUUUGUACAGAUAAACCAAAUGGAAACUUUGCUCAUGAACAAUAUUGCAAUCGUUAUUAUAUAUGUCAAAAUGGAAAAGAUGUUGUAUUUACAUGUCAAAAUAAUUUAAGAUAUUCAGCCGAAAAAAAUGAAUGUGAUUGGGCUAUUAAUGUUGAUUGUAAUGGUAAACCAGAUUAUAUGUGGGAAGGUAUUAAAGAGAAUUUUUGUAAACGUUUACCGGACGGAAAUUAUCCAGAUAUUAGAUUUUGUAAUAUAUUUCACCAAUGUCAAGCAGCUAUGGAUUAUCCAAAACGAUGUCCAAAUAGACUUAUGUUUAAUGAAGAAACAAAAGAAUGUGAUUGGGAAGAUAAAGUUGAUUGUAAAGGUCGAGAAAAAUUAAUUGAUACUGAAGGCCUUGAUGAUGAAGUACGUCCAGGCACAAAUAAUACUCGAGGACGUUCAACUAAAUUUUGUAUGGUAAAACAAAAUGGUGACUAUGCUGAUUCAUAUUAUUGUAAUGUUUAUCAUAAUUGUCAUGGCGGAUUUGAUACUAUUCAAUAUUGUACAAGAGGUUUAGUCUGGCGUCAAGAAAGUGAAACAUCAGGUAGAUGUGAUUGGUCUAAAGAACGAUCACCGAAUGGAGCCGAUUGUAAUGGAAAAGCUUUAUUUUUUGUUGAAAAAUUAGCUGAAAAUGAUAUAUUAUCAAACUUACGUUCAGAAUUUUGUAUAAGUAAAGGAGCUGGUCUAUAUGAACAUCAACGUUAUUGUGACCUUUAUUUACAAUGUAAUGAACAAGGUGUUGGUGUAACAAUGGAAUGUAGUCCUGGUCUUGUUUUUAAUGAGAAGAAAAAAGAAUGCGAUUAUCAAGGAGAUGUUAGUGAUGAAGCAAAAGGUACAUUAUGUUUAACACCAAGAAGUUUUCUACGUUCGAAACCAAAAUCUGAACAAGCAUCGAUAUUAUUCGAAGGUGUUGAUGCUACUGGACAAUUUCCAACUCGUUUUGAUUGCAUAAACAAAGAUCAACAAAAUAUGUUUGCUGAUUUAGAUUGGUGUAAUAUUUAUCAUGUAUGUAUUGGUAAUCGUGAUAAUAUAUUUUUAUGUCCACCUGGUACAAUAUUUAAUGAUACAAAACAAGGAUGUACGGAUCGUUUUGAUGGAACAAAUUGUAACGGUACACGUUCUUAUUAUAAACCACUAACAAGACGUCAAAAACGUAUUGAUUUAUCAUUAAUAUCAAAAAAAGUACCAGAAAAUAAUUUUCAUUCGGCAAAUCUAAAAAAAUUACCAUUUAAUAAUUAUAAUCAACGAAUCCCAUUUGAAUGGAGAAAACCACAAAGAUCAAGACAGUUUGAUGAUAACUUUUUUGAAUGGCGACACCAUCCUCCAUAUUAA
Rotaria sp. Silwood1 is the source of this 3939-nucleotide messenger RNA. NCBI's taxonomy places the organism in Eukaryota, Metazoa, Rotifera, Eurotatoria, Philodinida, Philodinidae. The record is from the annotation of a GenBank genome assembly.